AUGGGUGGCAUCUGCUGCACCAGUGCUUCGUGGUUUCCUGGCGCGACGUACUCGGUGGUGAACUCUGAGGCCUCCGGACCGGUGCACAAUCCCACAGAUGGGCUGCCCGACUGGAUGCUGUCCGCCCCCUUCGGGGUGCCGCAGGAGGUGCAGGACAUCAUGCACGAGAAGGGGGAGAAGCUGACACUCUUCGACGUGUCCGGUCCGCCAGUCCGUCUACUCUGGAUCGCCACCUUGUCCGGCUUGACCUUCGCCUUGUCCGUUCCCUGGCUGGCAUUUGCGUACACGCAGUGCGAGGGGGAGGGGACGGCGGUCUACUCUUCCUGGCUGUGGAUCGCCUUCCUUCCGUACGCCUUGGUGAUGAUGGCCAUCGAGUGGCGGUGCUUCAUGUACACUGCAGUGCCGGUCCUUCAGUGGCUCAAGGUUCUGCCGGUGCCCUGCAGCAAGAAUCCGUCGCUGAGAUUCUCCCUCGCCUGGCACCUGCCCAUGGCAUUCAUGAUGCAGAUGGACAUCAUGACGCAGGGCCUCUUCUUGGCCACCACACUUCGCAGCUUCCGGUGCGAAGGCUUCGAGCACGUGCUGGAUGCCUGGGAGCGCGUCUGGCAUCAGUCUGUGCUGAGCUGGAUCACGUGGGGAGCCAGCCUGAAGGUUAUUGUGGUUGCCUGCUGGGCCAUCCAGAUCCUGCAGAUGGUGCUCUACGCCGGUUAUGCGCUUCCCACCCACUGCCACUGCCUCGACUUCCAGUGCAGGAGCGAGAAGAAGGGCUACCCGGUGCUCUGCGGGCUGACCACCAUCUGGCACGCGGACGCCCUGAAGGCGCUGGCGGGGUCGAGCCGGAUGCCGAUGCUGCAAGCGGGGCAGCUUAAGCUGAGCCUGGAGCGAGCCAAGAAAGAGCUGCACGGCGCGGUGCCGAACUACGUGCGGUACCUGCAAGUGCUGAAGAUGGAAUUGCGCCACCUCCUCUUGCGCCUCCUCCUGGUCUGCUGCUUUGUCAACUGCACCAAGUUGGAGGUUCAGACCACCUUCUUCGCCCUGAGCCGCAUGGAGGACGCGCACGAGCAGUCGGCGUUGCACCUGCGCCACACGGAGCAACUCCUGAGCAUCGCGGUGGCCCACUGCACCUCUUUCGUCGCGCUGAACGACAUCUGUUGGGGCGCCAGGGCCCUGUGGGAUGCGGUUAAGGAGCCGGCAGGCAAGCUGAACGACGAUGACAGUGCGAAGGAGUCGUGGGAGAUUCGCUGCCUCCUCGGUGUGGCCAUCUCCGUCGCCGUCCUCUGCGGCCUGAUUCAGGCGCACGGCCUGGCAAAGUUGGUCGCGGCCUUCGUGUGCCAAGACUCCGUGUGGAACUUCCCGAACAAGUGCGUUCAGGUUCACUGA
This is a messenger RNA of Symbiodinium natans, 1377 nucleotides long. The record is from the annotation of a GenBank genome assembly. NCBI's taxonomy places the organism in Eukaryota, Dinophyceae, Suessiales, Symbiodiniaceae.